Messenger RNA from Mesocricetus auratus (golden hamster), 2743 nucleotides. RefSeq names its product TIFA inhibitor (gene Tifab). Gene Ontology annotation, biological process: canonical NF-kappaB signal transduction. The record is from RefSeq and is a predicted model, not a curated record. The coding region runs from base 537 to 1112 and encodes 191 amino acids. Gene Ontology annotation, molecular function: protein binding. The transcript has 3 exons. NCBI's taxonomy places the organism in Eukaryota, Metazoa, Chordata, Mammalia, Rodentia, Cricetidae.
CACUUCUGCAAUGGAAAGCGACACUUUCAUUUCUUUCCUCGAGGGAAAAGGGAAGAGGGACUCAACUGACGUGUGCUCUGACACAGUGUGUUCCUGAGCUGCGGGAGAGCCCACACAGGCCUUGCCGCAGCCCAGCCCCUUCCCUGCAGAGAGCAAACAGCUGCAGCGAUGAUCUGCCCGCCCGGCCGGCAGUAAGAUGUUCAGGAGACAUGGUGCCUGGCCUAGGGAAGCGCUGAGAUGUUUUGCUACGGGCGGGACUCUUAUGUGUCUCUACACCUCCACAUCUGGAAGCACCCUGUCUUUCCCCCAUCAAGAGGGGUGCCCCCAAGAGUGAAGGCCUGUCUCAUUCUGCUUCACCACAGCACCCGGAUUGAUACCUGGCUCGAAGGCAGGCUCUGCGAGGGUGUGUGUGUGCCUGCCGAAUACAAGAAAGCCUCUCGCUUGUGUCUGCACUCCUGUUCCUAUAAAGCAGAGACAGACUGUCUCCAAAUGGCCUGCAGACCAUCGGGCUCUGCCUUGUAAGCUGGAUCUCAUCUAUGGAGAGUACCCUCACGGUCCUGCAAGUGAGCCUGUACCACCCGACACUGGGCCCAGUGGCCUUUGCCAAGGUCCCACCGCAGCUGCAGCAUGACACCAGUCGGCUGCUGGUGGGGCGAGGGCAGGACACCCACAUCCAGCUGCAGCUGCCCCAGCUGUCCCGACACCACCUAUCCUUGGAGCCCUACCUGGAGAAAGGCAGCACUCUGCUAGCCUUCUGCCUCAAGGUGCUGUCCCGCAGGAGCUGUGUGUGGGUCAAUGGGCUGCCACUGAGGUACCUGGAGCAGGUCCCCCUCAGCGUUGUCAACAGAAUCUCCUUCUCUGGCAUCCAGAUGGUAGUCCGCAGCGAGGGGGGCGCCUCCCUUGAGGCCUUCGUCUGCUACUUCCGUUUCAGCUCCUCGCCCCUGAUUCACAGACCCAAGGCCCAGGAGACCGACGAAUGGGAAAACAUUGUUAAGAAAGAGACUUCUCCUGCUUCGGGGGAGGCAACUCAUGAUCUCUUGGGGUCCCCCCAGGGCUCCUCCCGGACUCAGACAGCUGUUUCCAGCCAAGCCCUGGAGGAGCAACAGAAAUAAAACUCUGGAGAGAGCCCCCAGAGGCUGCACCCUGCCGACCCUGCUGGCUGAGAGCAAGCCUUGCUGAAAUGGGGUUUGAGAUAGUUGAGCCGCGUCCUGCGAGGUCGAACACAAAGUUGACAUGCAAGUCCUGCUGACCACCCCACUCACAGGGAACUGGUUCUGUAAACUUUGAGCAGCCCAGGAGUGCCCUCCAUGGCACUGGGUAAUGGGAACCUCACACACUCAUAGAGGCCCUGAGGGGUUCUGGGGAGCCUCUCCCGGCAUCCCCCCUCCCACCACCCAUUUCCUCCCUUGUCGGGCUAGGAGUUACUUUAUGUUGCUCAUUUCACUUGUUGCUUGAGAGCAGAUGCAUAGGGUUGCAGCAGGAAUGCAAGGACGCAUGGAGAAAUGACAUUUGUGGUAGCUAGGGGUUACCUUCAGCUUUCAAAUACCCACAGGCACCCGGGGCUUAGGAAAGCCUGUGUUUAAUAAACAGAAAGUAUUUCAUUAAGUUGGCAUACCCAGUAGGAUCCCAGAUGGGCCACAUGUACACCAUGUUGUCUUGUGGAGCUGGGGGGCGGGAAACCUGGAAGAGGUGUGAGAGGAAAUUGGGACGGUAGGCUCCUUACUGGGAAGGUCGCAGGCAGAGCUCAAGCCUUCCAGCGGAGGAGUUAGAGGCUAGCGCUCCCUCCUUGGCUGUUCCUUCUCCUCCUUCCCUUCCCCGUCCUCUCCUCUUCCUCUUCCUCUUCUCCCACUCUCUGUCACUUCUGGUUCAAGGCCUUGGCUGGCCAGAGGGCAAAGGUCUUCAGGGAACGAUUGUUUCCUGGAGAAAAGUACGCUCUUUCAGGACUAAUUCCAUGGUUGGAGGGCAAGGUUGGGUCAGAAGCCAACCCAAGUUAUCCCACUUAGAGAAAGCCGAUGCCUGCCAGGGCUUGUCUUCCCUGUGGGAGUGGGGGUUGUUAAGGAGCCAGGCAGGCAAGGAUGGAGAAUUUUCUCAGAGAGAAGGGGGCAUAGGGGCUGCCAUUCAGAGAUAAUGUUUAUUCAUGUGAGGGCAGGAGAGCCCUACCAACUCAGGUAACCACCAUGAGCCCAAACACUGCAUUAGGGCACCCAAACCACAGAAGGCACAGUGCUGCCCGCAGCCUGACUCAUAACCCCAGCAUCUGCGACACCUCUGCCAUGUAUCAUUCCUUCCCUACCCCUUUGUGCCCCAGGUGGACUAUAGGAGGCUCAGUGCUGCUCCCCAGCCCCAAGCAUCUCCCCUCAGGGAAAAUAGCACUGGACAAGACCUGCUCACAUCUAUGCUGGGGGCGUCCUCCUCCAACGAAAUAUGAGCUGAGUGCCCUCAGAUCGCAGACACAAGAUAAUGGAGGAGAGCAUGGCCUACCUGGGAGAAUGGAGGAGAGCAUGGCCUACCUGGGAGAAUGGAGGAGAGCAUGGCCUACCUGGGAGAAUGGAGGAGAGCAUAGCCUACCUGGGAGAAUGGAGGAGAGCAUGGCCUACCUGGGAGAAUGCUGGUGGUGCUGUGGUUGAUCCCCAAGACUCUCAAAGCAGUUCCUCCCUAAAAUUGAUGACCCUGACCCAGACACCCUCCUCUUGCCAAAUGUACAUCAAGUCUCAGGAUCCAGGAAUAAACAAAGCCAAUAAAA